Molecule: messenger RNA, 2956 nt
Organism: Nicotiana tabacum (common tobacco)
Lineage: Eukaryota; Viridiplantae; Streptophyta; Magnoliopsida; Solanales; Solanaceae
Product: origin of replication complex subunit 1B-like
Biological process (GO): mitotic DNA replication checkpoint signaling; DNA replication initiation
Cellular component (GO): nuclear origin of replication recognition complex
Molecular function (GO): DNA replication origin binding; ATP hydrolysis activity; chromatin binding
Source: RefSeq, a predicted model, not a curated record
UCCUCACCGCCGCUUCUCCCUUUCCUUUUCCCCCUUUUCUUCCCCUCUUUCUACUCUUCCACAGGUGACUGUGAUUUCUCAUUUCUCUUCUCGCCGGUCGGAGCUCUCCCAUUUUCCGGCGAAACCCUAGUCCUCCAGCUACCCUCUCCCUCUCGCAGAACCAUCGAGGCUUUCUUGCAAAGGUAAUUGGACAAAUUAUAGCUGGUGAUAAAGCAAUUGUCUACAUUCCUAUAGAAGCUUCCAAUGGCAGAAACCCCAAAGAAGAAAGCCAAACAAUCCCUUAACACAACCCCCAUUAAGCAACACAAGCAACUGCCUGUUUCUAAUUUAUCUCCUUUAAACCCUAUUGUCCCUCCAACUCCACAAACCCUAGACCCCACCCCUCGCCGCCGCUCCCUCCGCCUUACCUCCAUUCCUCAAACCCCACCACUACCUUCGCCUCCAUCUUCUGCCCGCUUCUGUAAAUCUCUCAACUUCACUCCCAAAAGUGCUACAGAUUCAGCAAGAAGAAAAUCAAAGCUCACUGUUUCAACCCCCAUUUCGACACCGAGACCCACUGAAUCGAAGAGGAAAAGGAAAUCUUCAGAGAACAAGAAUGUGGCUGUUGAAAAAAGAAGCAGUUUAAGGGGUUGUAAGAAGAGGGUGUAUUAUAAAAAGGUGGUUUAUGAUGGGGGAGAGUUUGCUGUGGGGGAUGCUGUGUAUGUGAAGAGAAGAGAAGAUGCGAGUUCGGAUAAUGAGGAUCCCGAAGUGGAGGAAUGUAGGAUUUGUUAUAGGCCAGCAGGGAGGGUGAUUAUGGUUGAAUGUGAUGAAUGCUUAGGAGGGUUUCAUUUGAAGUGUUUGAAGCCACCACUGAAAAAGGUUCCUGAAGGGGAUUGGAUUUGUGUGUAUUGUGAGGCAAAAAAAUUAGGGAAAAUGGUGGAAAUGCCUGCACCACCCAAGGGAAAGAAACGAGUAAGGACUGCCAAGGAGAAGUUACUUGACAGUGAUCUAUGGGCGGCUUGUAUUGACAGUAUAUGGAAAGAAGUGGAUGGUACCUACUGGUUUCGGGCACAUUGGUAUAUUAUUCCCGAGGAAACGGCUGCAGGAAGACAGCCACAUAACUUAAGGAGAGAACUCUAUCGGACUAAUGAUUUUGCUGAUGUUGAGAUGGAAUCUGUCAUCAGACAUUGCUAUGUUAAGAAUCCAAAAGAAUUUGAGAAGGCGAGAAAUGAUGGAGAUGAUGUUUUCCUCUGUGAAUAUGAGUAUGACAUUCACUGGCAUAGUUUCAAGCGCAUUGCUGAGAUUGAAGAUAAUGAUGUGGACGAGGAAGAAGCUGAGAAAGACGAGGACUGGAACUCUUGUGAAGAUCCAGAUUCUGACGUGGAUGAUGCAGUAGAGUAUGAAGAGGAAAACCAAAGUAAUCCAUUAACCAGACCAUCUCCAGCUCAUCCGUUGGCUGCGAAUUCAAGAAAGGGACGCUUUUUUGGACUACAAAAGAUAGGUGCAAAGAAGAUACCAGAACAUGUGAGAUCUCACAAGCUUACUGAACUUGAGAAAGCAAAAGGAACCCUUUUACUGGCAACUUUGCCCAAGUCUCUACCUUGUAGGACUAAAGAAAUGGAAGAGAUAACUACUUUCAUAAGAGGUGCAAUAUGUGAGGAUCAAUGCCUGGGCAGAUGCCUUUACAUACAUGGUGUUCCUGGGACAGGAAAGACAAUGAGUGUACUAGCAGUAAUGAGGAAUUUAAGGUGUGAAGUUGAUGCAGGGAGCAUUAAACCUUAUUGUUUUGUGGAGAUUAAUGGCCUAAAAUUGGCUUCACCUGAGAAUAUUUACAGUGUUAUUUAUGAAGCACUUAGUGGGCAUAGGGUCGGUUGGAAAAAGGCUCUUCACUUCUUGAAUGAGCGGUUUUCAGAUGUGACUGAAUGCAGCAAAGAGGACAACCGCCCAUGUAUUCUACUUAUAGAUGAACUUGAUCUCCUGGUUACCAGAAAUCAAGCGGUUUUAUAUAACAUUCUCGAUUGGCCUACAAAGCCAAAUUCCAAACUGAUUGUUAUAGGUAUUGCAAAUACUAUGGAUCUUCCGGAGAAGUUGCUUCCGCGGAUUUCAAGUCGUAUGGGCAUACAAAGACUUUGCUUUGGUCCAUAUAACUAUCAACAGCUUCAAGAAAUUAUUGUAACUCGCCUCAAUGGAAUUGAUGCCUUUGAAAAACCGGCAAUUGAAUUUGCUUCAAGGAAGGUGGCAGCCGUUUCAGGUGAUGCACGCCGUGCACUAGAAAUAUGUAGGCGAGCUGCGGAACUUGCAGACUAUCAUGCUAAGAAAUUGCUAUCAAUUCCCAAUUCUGCUGCAGCAGGUAAAAUACUUGUCAGAAUGGCAGAUGUUGAAGCAGCCAUUCAGGAAAUGUUCCAGGCUCCUCAUAUCCAAGUGAUGAGAAGCUGCUCCAAACUGAGUAAAAUCUUCUUGGCAGCUAUGGUUUAUGAGGGUCAUAAGACAGGGAUGAGUGAGACCACCUUUGACAAGUUAGCAAUAACUGUUUCCUGUCUCUGUACAAGCAACAGUGAAAAAUUUCCAGGGUGGGAUACGCUUUUAAAAGUCGGAUGCAAGCUUGGUGAAUGCAGAAUACUUCUAUGUGAAUCUGGAGUGAAGCAUAAAUUGCAAAAGUUACAGCUCAACUUCCCAAGUGAUGAUGUUUCUUUUGCACUUAAAGACAGCAAGGAGUUGCCAUGGUUGGCUAAGUAUCUAUGAUUUGUGGAUGUUCGAGUUUGGCUGCAAUCUUUUUCCUUCAUAGAUACUCAUUGGUUUCAUAUCCUUUUUCCCAGUCAUUUUCAGUUCACGUCAAACUUGAAGAUUCUUCACAAAAACAGUUCGGUUUUCCUUGUUAUCUAUGAGCUUGUUGAACAUUAUUUAUUUGGACCAAUUCCAGAAUCUUGAUUGAAAUUGGUACGACUUAUUUGAAUGUGUUAUGAGGAUGUUUUUCCAA